AUGUUAGAAAAUAUAAAGUUUCAAUUUGUUCCAUUAAAAGAUUUGGCUGAGAUUGACAAAGACAACAUAGUCGAUGUAAUAGGAAUUGUUAAGCGUUCACACGAACUUGUCGAAGUUACUUCUAAACAAACACAAAAGGCAGUAAGCAAAACUUUGUCGGUAGCGCUCAAUUCGAUAUUGCUUGUGAAUCCUUCUAUUCCUGAAGCCAGAAGAACUAAAAAAUUGGUUUCAAUCGGGUGGAAGUGA
Messenger RNA from Entrophospora sp. SA101, 246 nucleotides. The record is from the annotation of a GenBank genome assembly. NCBI's taxonomy places the organism in Eukaryota, Fungi, Glomeromycota, Glomeromycetes, Entrophosporales, Entrophosporaceae.